Passer domesticus (house sparrow) is the source of this 4475-nucleotide messenger RNA. Its product is annotated as zinc finger protein 239-like. Bases 161 to 1543 code for a protein of 460 amino acids. Gene Ontology annotation, molecular function: DNA-binding transcription repressor activity, RNA polymerase II-specific; RNA polymerase II cis-regulatory region sequence-specific DNA binding. The record is from RefSeq and is a predicted model, not a curated record. NCBI's taxonomy places the organism in Eukaryota, Metazoa, Chordata, Aves, Passeriformes, Passeridae. The transcript is spliced from 3 exons. Gene Ontology annotation, biological process: negative regulation of transcription by RNA polymerase II. Gene Ontology annotation, cellular component: nucleus.
GGAAAAGGAAGAAUAGGAGCCGGAACUGGAGAGAGAGACGGGAAAGGAAGCGCAGCAGCAGCAGCAACAGCACGCGGUUUCCCCGCUCCGGCCGCAGCUGCCCCGGCUCCUGCUGCAUCGCCCCCUCCGGGAGCCGCAGGAUUUCCCAUUCCUAGGCCGGAUGGAGGAAGAGGAGGCUGGGAGGAAGAGGAGGAUGACCCAGGAGCUCCAUGCAGGGAAGGAGCUGAGGGCAGAUACCAGGGAGGAUGAGUCACUGCAGAACCUCGGUGAAGAGGCUCAUUCCGCAGAUGAGCAGAACCUCAUGGGAGAAGCUGUUUUGAGCAGUUCCACAGCACAGGAAUGCAAUGAGGAGGAAAAUCCCCGGAGAUCCCGCACAAGGAGAGGCUGCAAACGCAGCCCAGGGAGGUUAGAGGAGGAAAGGCCCACCCUGGGCCAGGAUGGCGGCCAGAGCUUGGAGCUGGGGAUCCAUGAGCAGCUUCACAAUGGGGAGAAGCCCCACAGGUGUGAGGAGUGUGGGAAGAGCUUCAGCCGAAACUCAGCCCUGAUCCGCCACCAAAGGAUCCACACUGGAGAAAGGCGUUAUGAGUGUGGGGAGUGUGGGAAGAGCUGCAGAGACACCUUUGAUCUGAUCAACCACCAGAGGAGCCACACAGGGGAACGGCCAUACGAGUGUGGGGAAUGUGGGAAGAGCUUUCAGAGAAACUCCACUCUCCUGAAGCAUCAGCAGACACACACAGAUGAGAGGCCCUAUGAGUGUCCCAAAUGUGGGAAGAGGUUUCAAACAAGCUGCCAUCUCCUCGUCCACCAGCGCAUUCACACUGAGGAGAGGCCCUUCCGCUGCCCUGACUGCAUGAAGGGCUUCAAAUAUAACUCCGACCUCGUCAAGCACCAGCGCAUCCACACCGGGGAGAGGCCCUACGAGUGUGGGGAGUGUGGGAAGAGAUUCACCCAGAAGUCGAACCUGAUUGUCCACAAGAGGACCCACACUGGUGAGAAGCCCUACGAGUGUGGGCAUUGUGGGAAGAAAUUCAGCCAGAGCUCUGAACUGAUGCUUCACCAGAGGAUCCACACUGGGGAACGGCCUUACGAGUGUCCCGAGUGUGGGAAGAGCUACAGCCGGAAUGAUCACCUGAUGAUCCACCAGAGGAGCCACACCGGGGAGCGGCCCUACGAGUGUGGGGAGUGUGGGAAGAGGUUUCAAAGCAGCUCAGAUCUCCUCGUACAUCAGCGGAUUCACACGGAUGAGAGGCCCUUCCGCUGCCCUGACUGCGGGAAGGGCUUCAAGCACAACUCCACCCUUGUCACUCACCAGCGCAUCCACACGGGGGAGAAGCCCUACAAGUGUCCCCACUGUGGGAAGAGCUUCAGUCAGAGGUCAGCCUUGACCCAACACGAAUGGAGGCACCACUAUGAAAGCCCUAUGAGUGCCCCAAGUGUGGGACAAGCUUCGUGUGCUGCUCCAGGUCCAUCCCCCAUGGGAGGAUUGGUUCUGAUCCUCAGUGACCCCAGUGGGCAGAGCCUCGGUAAUCCAUGGUGCCAGUGAUCCAUGUUGGGAAGACACCUGCCUGGGCUCUCCACAUCCUCCUGGCUGCCCAUGGGCACCUGGACACAUCCACAGACCAACAUCAGAAAUUCAUUGUGGAGAGCGGAUUUGUCGACUUCUGACCCCAGAAGAAUCUCCUUUUGCUGCUUCUGGUGGCAUCAAACAACACUGGAUGGCCUUGUAGGUCUUCUCCAACAUAAAUCCAUCCUUUUAAUUCUCCCUGACCCACAGGCAUCUUCUACAGCCAAACAGGGAUGAAUUUGGGAAAAACCUCUGAUUUUGGAUACAGUAGGGUGGAAACCCCUCCAAAAAGGUUUUUCCCACCCACCCAAGCACAUGGAUGCUCUGCUGUCAGGGACACAUAAAUCAUUUUGUUUUGGCCUUGAAAUGAAAAGGUUUCUGUUCAUCCUUUUGAAACUCCUGAAACUGGGGUAAAAAUGGAUAUGGAUGGGGACUUUUGGGGGACAAUGACAUGGAUGGGAACAUGUGGGAAUAUGAACAUCAACGGGGACGUACGGAUACAUGGAUAUGAAUAGGGACAUUUCACCAGUGCAGUGUCAGCCAAAUGUCACCACCCAGCAGGGCGGGACGGGGAACUUGUUCAGCUGGUGACAAGUGGCCCAGAAGCAAGUCACCGCCACCAGGGUGUCCCAGGGCCACCGCGCUCAGGAGACUCCAACUGCCCCUGGGGACAAGAGUCAGUGUCACCCAUGGGGGUCAUGUGGUCCUGUCACCAGAGGCAUCCUGGUGACAGUGUCUGCACAGGUGUGGCAACAUUGUCCCCUGAUGUGUGUCCUGGUGGCAUCAUAUCCCCAUCCCCUGCCAUGGCUACAUGUCACCCCUCUGUGUCUUCCUGUCCCCCCUGUGAGUCCCUGUCCCCAUAUCCCCUAUGUGUCCCUGUUCCUGAUCCUGGCUGGUCCCUGGCCAUGUCCUGCAGGGUGUCCCUGUGUCCCUCAAGGUGUUGCUGUGUUGCUCAGGAUGUUCCCGUGGCUGCUCCUGCCACAGAGCAUGUGGGCCCGCUCCAGCACAGGAAAGGAUGUGCCAUGACACCCACUGACACCCUGUGACACACCAAGAUAUCCUUUGUCCUCUGAUUUUUGGUUCCCCCCCCCUUCCCCUAUUUUGGGUCUUUUCUCCCUCUUUUGGAUCAUUUCCCCCUCUUUUGGGUCCCUUACCCACUAUUUUGCAUCCUUUCCCCCCACUUUGGAUCUUUUAUCUCUUUUCCAUUCUUUCCUCCAGAUUUAGGAGCCCUCCGCUUGCUUUUGGCACAUUGUUGGGUGGAUCCCGCCCCUCCAACCCCGUCUCCACCCCUUACCCCUCUGACCCUCCUCCCCCUGUCCCCCCAGGCUUUCCCCCACCUUUGUCGCCAACUGUCCCCCCUGCACCACAUGGACUCUGUGCUCACCACCCUAGACACACCCACCCCUCAAAUCAUCAUCGCAGCAUCCUGGGACCCCCAGCUGUCACAUGAGGGGGCCUUCAGGAGCCACUGUGACCCUGCAGUCAUGCGCAGGGGUGACCUGCAGUGUCCCCCUGGUGUCACAGGCACAUCCCCAGCGGGAGAAGUGACAUCAAACCCAGAGGAGGAGAACGAGGUGAGGGUGUGACUGAAACUCCUGCCUGGUCAUGGGGAAGCCAAGAAACAGGGCCAAGCAUGAGCACAGCAGUGUAGGUACUGCAGGGACGGGAGGGGGACAGUCCCCAAAGACUCUUCAGCAGGAACGUGACCCUUCCAUCCCUUCAGGGGAUGCUGCCGCCGAGGUAGUGCGUGGGAUGCGGGGUUGUGCAGCAUCCUUGGGGGGAUUUGGGGUGGUGGAAGUGGCAGGGGGUGACCCCAAAAAUUUAGUCACACCAUCCCCCCCUCAGCGCCGCAGGAUAUGUGCCCCCCCCCCCCCGUUUUGGGGCGUUUGGGGUGCUGGUGGGUGGUGGUGACAAAAAGCGCAGGUGCCACCUCAUGGAUGGCACAGAGAGGGUUUUCCUACGGUGGCAUCAACCCCUCCCCACUGAGGGGCACCCAGGGUGGGAGUCAGGAGUGUCCCCAAGGUGUGGGGGGAGCAGGGAGCGGAGGGGAAGCACAGUCAGGGCACGGCAGAAAUGCCUCCAGUCCCACCUGCACCUGGGGCAUGGGGGUGGUGGGGCACUUGUCCCCCUGUCCUGUGUUCUCCUGGCACCCUGUCCUCCUGUCACCCAGUGUCACCUCUGCUGGGCAGCAAGGGGUGGUGGCACCCGCGAGGAUGUCCAGGUGUAUCCGCACUCGCCCACUGUGGGUGUGGGUGUCAAAUGUGACCUGGGGACACUGGGUGGCACUGACAUUGGCAUUGUCACUGGCACUGUCACCAUCACUGUCACUGGCACUGUCACUGUUACUGUCACAGCACUCGCUGGCUGCCCCCCAGGGCCUGCAGAGGGAUCGGGGGACAGCCAAGGCACAGAGGGACACUCAAGACGGACACAAGGGGGACAUGAGUGGGAUAGGAUAUUUAUUAGGGACUUUAGGAUAUUUGCAGACACUCGGGGACACUUAGGGACACUCACGGUGACACUGAAGGUGUAUCAGUCAGGGAUUUCAUGGUUCAGCAGUGUUUGGAUGUUCAUGGCCAUGAGCUGGAACUCCACAGUGACACUGAUCAGCCUGAGGGGACAAAAAACAAUCCAGGAGGCCCCAAAAUAAAAAAAAAACCACCCCAUAUCCCUGAAAUUGCCCCAAAAAAUGAAAAAAUUCCACCUCAAAAUCCCAAAAUAAACCAAAGAAAGAGGAAAAUUUCUCCCCAAAAUCCCCAAAGGAACAACAGUAAAGGGAACAAAUCUGCUCCAAAAUCCCAAAAAAAUCCCAUGAGUUCUCAAAGUCCCAAAAAAAACACCAGAAAAAGGAAAAAUUCCAUGCUAAAAUCCCCCAGAAAUUCAAAUUUCACACCAAAAUCCCCCCCAAAAA